GAUCGUUGCAAUCUGGAAACUAGCAACGGUAUGGCUGAGCAAAGACGUAGACACGAAUAGGAGUGCAGGGAUACACACACAUCUUCACCUCUAAGGUAGCUAUUUAUGAAUUUGAUAGAUAGUAUGGAUAUACAAUAUGCUGCAGCAACUCCAGACAGAUGAGGACCAUAUCCUGCAAUCCGCAAGUUCAAAUUCAAACCAUAUCAGCACCUCGAAUACACCUCAACAGGCGGUUGCUAAGCAACAUGGAGUCAUACAUCCCAGUAUGAUGAGAGUUUUUACAAGUGACGCGAUGCAGUCGCACGCUAGUAAGACCAGCCGGCAAGAUGGUACGAGGCACGACAGCAAGCAGUAUCAAUACAAACGCAACUCGUUGGCCCGUCCACAGAGUAUAGACACCAACGUGGCUCAAUCACAGCAUGCAGGGAAUAUUAUUCAACAGACGUAUACAAAUAUAACACAACUCUACAAUCAAGGAACGAAUCGGCAGGCACAUUGCCCUCGUGGCGACCACGGCGGUAGGAGUGUACCUAGCCUUCGAAGUGAUCAAAGAUUGACGGAGGCUCAGACGCUGCACCCGGAUAGGCUACAUAGAAAUACACACGAAAGUGGCGUGUCUCAGAACCCACUGUUGCAUCAGACUCCACACGAAAGUCGAAAACAGCACGAGCAUCAUGUAUAUCCACGAACGGGAUCAUGUAUACACCCAUCUCGUGCGCACAUUAUAGGCAAGACCCCUGCGGCUGCUGCAGUUAGUACUGAACAAGCGGAGAGGGCGAUGGACUGCGAAGAUGGCGACGAAAUGCCGAUACUCAGCACUCACCCUACACUCAAGUACCGCCGCACCGUGUGGCAAGAACCGGCUACGAGUACUGGAACUACAGUACGUGUCACUGGUGGUAGUACGAAUGCCUAUGGACUGACAAUGCCGACUACAACAGCUAUGGUUUACAUACCUCUGGAAGGGAGUGGUUCAUCGCAUAUGGGUAGUCAUAAUGUGGGCGUGCGUUCUGCGGGUGAGAAUAAUCAGAGGCAGGCUCCGGGUCAGUAUGAACUACAAGGCAAGUCCGCGAUUAAGAAGUUUAAGAAAAACAAGUCGCGAAUCAGAAAGUUUGCUCAAGAGCGCAAGGAGAAUCCCCGCAAGACUAGAAGCCAACGGAAACGGGAAAGGAGACAGGAAAGGAGUGGUCGACCUCAGGGGCGGAAAGAAAAUAAUAAGAUGGCCAACCAGAAGAAGACCCUAAACAUACCAAACAACUAUGUGUUGACGAAACCGGGCGAUCCAAUGAUCACUCGGCGACUCAAAGCGGGCCCGCAUGUGUGGGUCGAGCAAAGGAAAGGAAAGAAAGGACAAAAACUUCAAAAGGAAUUGAUCGGGGUGUGGGCACCACCGGAAGCUGUUGCAGAGGUAUUAAAAGGUGUGAAAGAUACACGAGACAACCCCCAGUACCAUGCUGCACUGGAUCGAAGCAAGCUGCGUCGAGACGCCCAGGAAGAUGACUUAUCGGUCCAUCUGCAGGCGACGGUGAAGGCUUUCUUAAAUUUUAGACCACCACAUGAAUACCUAGCACAGCAACUGGCCAAGAGGGUGGUGUCUCACGCCAUACCCGUAGGUAGCAAUACCAUUUUGCGGAAGAAAAGUACGAAGAAUCUGGACAAGUCAGCAAGGGCAAGGAUGGCUACUAUGGCUUGGCUGAGACAUUCCAAGACUUGCACGUACACUCAGACGAGAUUUAGAGAUGCAAAACAGCGAAAGAAUGGCCGACGACGGGCACAUGAGCACAAUAUGAAGAUCAUAAAGAAGUAUCGAACUUUUGAUGUGAUCGAUCCCUCAACCUGCCCACUAGUCAUGGCUGUGGCGGCGACUGAGAACCAGCAAGUGGCACGGCGAAAACGCAAAUACGUCAGAUCUACGCUUCAGACUAGAAUCCAAGAAAGCAGAAACAGAGUGGGACUAUUUGGUGACAGAGCACAAACAAUGGAAAGUCGUGCGCAACGGCUUAUACGAAAAGCACUGGAGCUGAAAUUGUAUAUGCAGACGCUACGUUCGGAAAAUAAGUUUCCCACCCCCGAGUCACACAACGGUAGAGAGUACGCCAAAAUCUCGAGUAUAUUGGUAAACAUCGAGGCCGCCGUCAAACAGGAUCCUGCAAUAGAAGCGCAAUGGAGAGAGGAAGAGGCAUCCUUGACACAAGAGGCAUCCGUGACACAUGAAGGUACCUCCCGUCAAGGUGAUACAGAACAAACCAUGGAAAGCAGAGCUCAAAGGCUGAUCCAAAAGGCACUGGAGCUUAAGAUGCAUAUGCAGACACUCCGCUCAGAGAACAGGUGUCCAGCCCCAGAGGCGCAAAAGGGUAAAGAGUACGCUCAACUUUCAAAUACGUUGGACGGCAUCGAGAAGGCUAUCAAAGAGUAUCCUGCAAUCAAAGCUCGAUGGGCACAGGAGGAGGAGUCUCUUGUGCAAAAAUGCACAUCGCGACAAAAGGCUAGACACGAGCAGCACGAUCAUGAAGGUAUGCGACCGGGCAUCGCCAAGCGACAGGUACAUGACUAUGGUAGAAAGUCGCAAAACGGGUACUGCGAAUUGGACGGCUUCAUCGCCACAUCGGAAAGCGAGAUGGAGGGCUCGGAUUCGGGUGAUGGAAGCUCAAGUGAUGACUACUGGAGUGUUCAUGAUGAGAACGACGCAGAUGACUUUGGCAGCGAGGAGUUUGAUGUAAAAUCUGAGCACGAAACGGCUGCGAAAGCUAGGUAUAGUGCGUUGAGUAUAGGUGGUGACUAUGAGGCCAUGUCCAGUGGUGCGGAGAGCUGUCUUUCGGCGACUGAGAGGGUCAUGCAGCGUAUGUAUUUGAAAGAGACGAGAGGCGGUACUACGAAGAGUGGCCGGGAUAGCGUGGACGAAAGCAAUAGUGAUAGUGACAACGACAGUGGCAGCGCCGAAGACAGUGGGAGUGAUGGAGAAUGGCAGAGUGGCGAUAAGCACACGAGACAGGCCUUAGAAAGACUUGGGAGCUAUGCUAAGAGGAAUGAUGGCAGCGAUAGGGGAGAAAAAGAGAGAGGCCGGGGGUUCAGUCGUAGAGAGUGUUCCGAGAGUGUAUCGGAUGCAAGUGAGGACGAAGUUUUUUUGCGCGACAUCGAGGCUAUCGAAAAUGUUUAUCAAACUCGGGGCCGGAAGAGACCUUCUGCAGUGCACAGCAGUGAGAUUUCUAGGCAAGGCGCUUCAAACGCUGAUGGUGUAUACGGGUCAUCGAGGGUAAAGAGGGCCAAGGUUGUGGAAUGUAUAGACUUGUGUGACAGUGAGGAUGAUCGACCAAAUGAAUCUGCAGCAAGCGGUACAGCAGCCGGUACGACGGAGACAGUUGACACUACUUCGGAGUAUGGCCAGAGAAAUGGGCAGGAAAGUGAGAGUGACAACGCGCAAUUGAAUACAAGUGAACGAGUGCGCACAGUGCCGCGGAGUCGGGGGCGCAGGAUUGUCGAGAGCGGUAGUGCGAGCGACCAGGACAAUGAUAGUAAUAUCGCAGAAAAGAAACAACCCAAUGAUCAAGCAGGACUAUCUGUGUUUGGAAUGCCUCCCGAAGUUGAUGUACCUAAACGGCCGGUGCUCCUGAGCGCGUUAACAAGCCCGAAUAGACCACAAAUAUCAGCCACAAACGAUGAGGUGUUCCGUACACAGCUAUUUUCGGGUGAAAAGCGGAAAUUAGUUUUGCUUGAAGAUGGAUUUGCCGGUGUUGAAGCGCCUCAAAUUGAACUAUCGCGAAGGUUAAACGAACCGCAGGCUGCAGCAAAAUUAUUUAAAACACAGCACACAGCAACGGCUUCGAAUGAGGUGGGAGAGAUGUGUGCGUCCACCUCGGACCUAUCGGGAGACGGAGUCUCUUGCAAGUCAAUACCUUCGAAUACGAAUGGAGGGUUGUUGUCUACCAGAGUCGAAACUGAUCGCAAGGACGUCAGAGUGCCACAUGCACAGGCACCCGAACUACCACUGGGGGCUGAUACUAUUGUGAAGUCAAUAGCACCCACCCACCCACGACAGCCAGCAAACACAACAACCCCAUCUGCUACACAAGUAAAAGCACCAUCAACAUGCACAACACCAUCGCAACCGCCAUUAGGUUUAAACGCCCGGGGAAUCGAAGUUGCACAUAGCACUCCAUCUCAACAAUCGAAAGCGCGAGUGCCAGAGUUCAUAUUCGUCCCUAGUGACAGAGACGAUGAUUGUAUUAUACUGGAUUAACUAUACGCGGUGUUUUUAAUAGCGAUGGACACUCUGUGUCUCGGCCUCGCAGCCACGCCAAACUAUUCAAUGACUAAGUAGGAAGCUGCAAUCUCACAGCCACACCAAACUAUCCAAUGACUGAGAUGGAAGCAGCAAUCUCGCAGCCACA
Messenger RNA from Sphaeroforma arctica JP610, 4388 nucleotides. RefSeq lists its product as hypothetical. Bases 137 to 4237 code for a protein of 1366 amino acids. The transcript has 5 exons. Lineage: Eukaryota; Ichthyosporea; Ichthyophonida. The record is from RefSeq and is a predicted model, not a curated record.